Sesamum indicum (sesame) is the source of this 2989-nucleotide messenger RNA. RefSeq lists its product as uncharacterized. Gene Ontology annotation, molecular function: protein binding. Lineage: Eukaryota; Viridiplantae; Streptophyta; Magnoliopsida; Lamiales; Pedaliaceae. The record is from RefSeq and is a predicted model, not a curated record.
UCCAUACAAAUACUUUGAAAGUCGUUGGCAUGUAAGAAACAUGGAAGUUUAUUUAAAGCUACCUGCCACUGACUCAUAUUCGUGCAGCCACCCUUUACUAUGGGAAUUUCUUUGCAUUCUCAGUGUUUCUUCUGCUUCCUCUGCAUACUAUCAAUAUUUUGCAUAACUAAUUGUUUAAGUCAAAAUGCUUACAGCCAAUGCCUGCAAGAUCAGAGAACUUCGUUGCUUGAACUGAAGAAGGAUCUUAUAUUCAAUAGUUCUGUAUCAACAAAACUGGUGCGGUGGAAUCAGACUCAAGAUUGUUGCAAUUGGGAUGGUGUGGAAUGUGAUGGUGCGGGGCAUGUGAUCAGUUUGCAGCUCGAUAGUGAGGGAAUUUCGGGUUGGAUUCAUAACAUGUCAAGUCUUUCCACCCUUCGAUACCUGGAGAAGCUAAGCUUGGUUGACAAUGACUUCCUAGGUCAGAUUAUUCCAGGUGGGAUUCUCAACCUCAAACAUUUGACGUAUUUGGAUUUAGCAUAUGCUGGUUUUGGUGGACAGGUUCCAAUUUGAAGUUUCACUAAUGAGGAGAUUGGUCACUCUCCACCUCUCAGACGAUCUAAAAAUUGAGAAUCCGAAUUUGAAGAUGCUUCUUCAGAAUCUAACCGAACUAAGAGAGCUUUCUCUCAAUGGCGUGCAUAUGUCGUCAACAGAUCUUAAUUUCUUUGCUAACUUCUCACAUCUAACUAACUUAUUUCUCAAUCGGUGUGGUUUAAAAGGUUCAUUCCCUGAUAUGAUCUUCCAAGUGCCUACCCUACAGAAGCUUGAUUUGUCGGAUAACUUUUUCAACGGUUCAAUCCCACCAUUUUACAUGUCCAAGAAUCUUCAAUUUGUAUAUUUGGAUGGUAAUUUACUUACUGGGCAAAUUCCCGAGUCUUUCUUCACACAAGAAAGGCUUUGCCGUCUCGUCCUUUCUGACAACCUUUUUAGUGGUACGGUUAAGCUAGAAAGGUUUCUUAGGCUACAAAAACUAACAACACUGGACCUUUCUUAUAACAAUUUGUCUGUUGAUACAAGCAUCACUAAUAAAAGUUUGUCAACGUUUCCCCAGUUAUCGGUUUUAGCUCUAGCAUCUUGCAACUUAUAUAAUUUUCCUGAUCUUACAAACCAACACAGACUGGAGUUGUUGGACCUCUCAAACAACCAGAUAACUGGGGAAGUACCUAAUUGGAUUUGGGAAAUUGGAAAUGAAGCAUUUUACAUUUUAGAACUUUCUGCGAAUCAGUUGGUUGGUCUGCAGAAGCCAUACCACAUUCCUAGUUCACUUUUUUAUCUGAACUUACAGUCAAACGUACUCCAAGGUGAGUUGCCCCCUCUUGCACCUAACACUGGAAACUCCACUUCCAAUCUUGUUUACUUGUCUCUUGCAAACAAUAGCCUAAGUGAAGCUAUUCCGACAUCCUUUUGCCAUGCUCCUCUACUUCAAUUUCUUGACUUGUCUGCCAAUAAAUUGAGCGGGAGCAUACCGCCUUGUUUGGUGGAAAAAGUUGAGCAACAUGCUUGGUUGAAUCUUGGGGGGAACAACAUCAGUGGCCAUAUCACUCGAAACUCCACUACCAAUCUUGUUUACUUGUCUCUUGCAAACAAUAGCCUAAGUGAAGCUAUUCCGACAUCCUUUUGCAAUGCUCCUCUACUUGAAGUUCUUGACUUGUCUGCCAAUAUAUUGAGCGGGAGCAUACCACCUUGUUUGGUGGAAAAAGUUGAGCAACUUGUUGUGUUGAAUCUUGGGGGAAACAACAUCAGUGGCCAUAUUUCGGAUACAUUUUCUGUCAAUUGUAGUCUAGAAAUUUUGGAUAUGAUUCAGAACUAUUUAGAAGGGACCCUCCCAGCGUCCCUGGCCAAUUGCAAAUCUUUACAGGUCUUGAAUGUCGGAAACAACAACAUUGGCGAUGGUUUCCCAUGCAUGUUGUCAUCUAGCUUGCGUGUCCUUGGGUUGCGUUCCAAUAGAUUUCAUGGACAAGUGAGAUGUGGCAGAAGCUGGACAAAUCUCCAAAUUAUUGAUAUAGCUUCUAAUAAUUUCACUGGUUAUCUGUACGCAAAGAGCUUCUUGGGAAUGAUGCUAGAAAAGGAUGCACGCCUCAAUAGCGACCACAUUCACUAUAGUGGAGCAAAUUAUUUUGGUGAUUAUUACCGGGCAACAGUGAAAGUAAUCCUCAAAGGGGUAGAACUGAAGUUUGAGAAGAUCUUGACAAUCUUUAAGACCAUUGAUUUCUCUUGCAAUAAUUUCCUAGGGGAGAUACCAGAUUCAAUCGGUGAUCUAAGCUCUCUUCGUGGUCUCAACUUAUCCCACAAUAAUUUUAUAGGAACAAUUCCAAAAUUAUUGGGUAAAUUGACGGAUAUUGAAUCAGUCGACCUCUCAACAAACCAGCUAACAGGGGAAAUCCCAAAAGAGCUUACACGCCUCACAUCCCUUGCAGUCUUGAAUCUAUCCAACAAUCAGUUGAUCGGGCCAAUCCCAAGCGGCCCUCAGUUUCAAACAUUUCCAGCAAAUUCCUUCCAAGGAAACGCAGGGCUAUGCGGUUUCCCUCUCAACAUAAGUUGCAGGCACGCAGGCGAAACUGACAACGUGCCACCACCUAAUCCAUAUCAAAAGGACGAGGGCAUCAAUUGGGAUUAUGUAUCUGUUGCACUUGGGUAUGUUGUUGGCUUAGGAAGCAUUCUCUGGCUGCUUUUCUUUUGUCGAAGCUUCAGAUACAAGUUCAAUGAUUGGACUAAACAAGUUUUUGAAAAGAUAUUUAGCCACAAAAAUAGGAGAAAAAGACAUGAAGGAAGAGUAAGAAGAAGACGCAACUGCUGAUGAUGCAAAUGCUGUUUGUUUUUUGUCACAAAAGCAUGAAAAAUAACCAAAGAGAUUAUCCUGAAAAUAUUUUCUAAGAUUUAUCAAGUUGAUUUUUAAUGCAAUAACUCUUGUUACAUGUACUGUUUAACAUAAUGUCGGAUGCAUGCAAAGGAC